Molecule: messenger RNA, 474 nt
Organism: Necator americanus (New World hookworm)
Lineage: Eukaryota; Metazoa; Nematoda; Chromadorea; Rhabditida; Ancylostomatidae
Exons: 4
Coding region: 1-474 (157 amino acids)
Source: RefSeq, a predicted model, not a curated record
AUGGCAACCACAUACCAUAUGAUUGCGCAGCGUCGACCUCGAAGGAUUCGGGCUGUUCAAAGAGAACCCAACAAACAAUGCAUAUUCGAAUGCGCUAUCCUGCAGUAUAAAGGGACAUGCCGUAGCCUUACGCAGAAAAAAAAAAUGCAAAAGGCGAUUCUCUUCUUCUCCCUCUUUGUCGCCUCUUCCGGAAUGGAUUAUGCUGGUGAUGCUAAUCAGGAAACAUAUUGGUUCGAGGAAAACUCCGGUGAUAACGCCAAGCAAAAUCUCGAAAUUAUGGACACCGAAAUCACGUUGACCGAUCGUAAUUCCCAAGAAGAGGGGGACACAGCGGGAUCCAAUGGAGACAUAGUUAUACGAGCGAAACGAUACUGUGGAUACGGCUGCUGUGGAGGAUGUAUGAAUUGUAACUGUGCAACGAUGGCUCCUGUGACUUACGCACCAUGUGGAUGUUGUGGCUGUGGAUAUGGAUAA